GUUCUGUGGUCAGCUCUUGCACCUUUUUACUUGAUACCGUCAGACCUUUUGCAGUUUCUAUGCAUGCCUGGUAUACACUUGACACGAGGAGAUUUUCCACGAUCGUUUUCCGUACUAAAAUUCUCCACGGAACCUGAGCAACUCUCCAGUGACCUGAAUAGUUGAUAUUCUCUGGUCGGAUUAUCCAUCGGGUUUAUGGUCCACUUACGACGGAGCAAGCCGGUUCACGGAGAGUGUGGAUUUUUCAACAACAGAGCAGUCGUCCAUAUACCUAUACAUGCGUAAAAUUUAUCAUUCAGUAGUUCAGACUUCAACGGAAUUGCGACAAGAUCAGUAACUGAUAAAAAGAUGUCAAGAACCACUGACAACAAUAGCGUGGAGCAGCCAUGGGGAUGGCUUGUCACCGCCGCGGCUUUCACGGUCCAUAUUUUGUCGCUGGGCUUUUCAUGGUCUACGGGUGUAUUAAAUGCCAUCUUUUUGGACACUUUUGAUGAUCCUGCGCUGGACAUCUCCUGGGUUGGAACUUUGCUAUUUGCAAAUAUGCUUUCCUCUGGGGUUGUGGCAGCUGUGUUUAUCAACAAAUACGGAUGCAGAGUUACAACAAUUGUUGGAGGAAUUCUGGCAUCAUCAGGACUUGUCCUCAGCUUCUUCUCUCCAAAUAUUUACUUCCUCUACUUCUCUCUCGGCGUUGUGUCCGGUAUAGGAGGCGGCUUCAGUUUUCUGGCAUCCGUUACCAUGGUCACACACUACUUCGACAAACGGCGUUCUAUAGCUCUUGGAAUAACAUCAUCAGGGGUGGGGUUCGGACAGUUCCUAUUCCCGGCCCUGAUACGAUGGCUGUACCAGAGCUAUGACUGGAGCGGGGUGCUGUUGAUUCUAGGAGGUGUGCUUCUCAACACUUGUGCCUUCGGGGCAAUAUUCCGACCUAUGGAGCUCCCGAAAACCAUCGGCAUGAACGACGACGCGAAAGAAGAGGAACGGCAACAGCAAGGGUUACACUGCGCGGUGUUUCAAAACCCAGGCUACGUAUGCAUGUGUUUGAAUAACAUUCUCGUCUGCAUGGGACUCGCAACCAUUUACAUCCAUCUUCCCGCGUACGGAGAGUCCUUGGGAAUCGACGGAAACAAGAGCGCCAUGCUGAUGUCAGCGGUCGGCUUGGCGAACCUUCUGGCCCGAUCGCUCAUCGGCGUCGUUGAUCAUUACCUGACGAACAGAACCUUCCAUAUUUACGCCAUAACCUUUGUCCUGACUGGAAUUUCUGUGAUGCUCAUGCCUGUUACAAGCAAUUAUCUGAUGCAGAUGGUUUUCGCAGUGAUGUUUGGACUAUUCUCCGGAGGUUUUGGCGCAUUGUUGUCUCUUAUUCUGGCACAAAUCGUCGGACUGAGACACUUCGCCACCGCUUAUGGGUACAUUCUCUUGUUUGAGGCACUCGGCACGCUGUCUGGUGGUCCACUGGCAGGGUUUCUGUACGAUAUCACUCAGAUGUACGAUGCCUCGUUGUACGUAAGCGGAAGCUGCCUCAUCCUUAGUGCCACACUAGUCAUAGUGCCUUACCGCCAAUCCUGUCGUGCCACAGACGGUCUCCAAAUACAGGUUAUGGAGGAAAUAAUGCCAAUGAAUAGGUACAAACCAGAGGUCAGCUGAGUGGUGGAAUGGCGAAUUAUGUCGGAAAGCUAUUCCGGCGGUGGACUUAGGCUAAAAUGAAUGGAUAUGUUGCGAAUUUUAUAUAUUUCUUGUAUAUAGUUGUGUAUAGUUGUCUGUAAGGCAACUGUGUGAUGGAAAUUAUGCAAAAUAUCGAAACAAUGUCAGCGGACCUGAUUAAAGAGGAAACAGUGGAAGGAUCCAAAGAUACAGGAUCAGCUGUUCAAAAUGUAAUGUCGGGUAUCGUAAAUGGAAAUUUUGAUGACAUGUCUGGAGAUUUCGAACACGAUGGUUGCAAAGAUUUAACAAAACUCUCUGCUCACUUGGAAUCCGAUGGAGUCCAGGGGCCCUUAGAUGUUUCUGUGAACGAGCAGAGCUACAAGAAGAUAGGUGAAUCGCUCAGAAAUGAAUGUGUAAAAUCAAAAGUGAACAGAGCUUAUGACACUGUCAAGGAAAAGAGAAACGCUGUAAAUAUGCAAAAUGAAAACCAAAAUCCCCAAGGGGGUACGAAGACAAGAGAAAAAGACUCCGGUGGCAAAAACGAAGCUGUUAUUGAUGAAAUUACCAAGGAUUCCCCAGAAAGUGUCGGUAAGUGUUCACAUUGCAAGGGUUAGAUUAUGCAAAAGUAGUCUCCGAAACGCUGUUGUUCGGAUAAAAUUUGAUAUGUUUAUAGUACCCAUGAAGUGGAUCACACAGAAUAAUACAGAAUACAGAUUCAUCAUUGUAACAGUCUUCCUAUUCGAUUAAUGAAGUCAUACUUGCAAUUCAUCAAAUCUGUAUGCAAUGGGUACCUCGCUAUAGAGGUUCACUUGGCUUCUUCGUACAUUACUGGCCACAGAGAUGUACAUUACUGACCACAACUUUGCUUGUGGUAAAAGUUUUUGGCUUCGUGUACAUUAUCUUAUGUCCACAAUUUCAACUGUUAAGGUCCUAAAACAAACAAAAAAAUUAAAUUUACCUUUAUGAGUUUGACCCAAAUCAAAACAUUUUUUUUCUCAGUAGAAUUGUCUCCCGGCAUAUUUCACAAAGCUGAGUUUGAUCACAGUGAAAACUGGCGAGCUACCUUAGAAUUAUUCUUGUACGUCUUAAUGCGGCUCAAAAUAUUGUGAAAAACCUAUGAGCUCAAAAAUCACCAAUUAGUGAAUACUUGCGUUUUGGAAUGUCAUAAUAAGACGAGGUAUAAUAGUAUUUGAUGGCCCCCGCCGUAUAAGUGAAAUAUUUUGAGUAUGCGUAA
Molecule: messenger RNA, 2875 nt
Organism: Liolophura sinensis
Lineage: Eukaryota; Metazoa; Mollusca; Polyplacophora; Chitonida; Chitonidae
Product: monocarboxylate transporter 9-like
Exons: 6
Coding region: 349-1644 (431 amino acids)
Biological process (GO): transmembrane transport; monocarboxylic acid transport
Molecular function (GO): monocarboxylic acid transmembrane transporter activity
Source: RefSeq, a predicted model, not a curated record